AAAGCCUCUGGUCACGGCGCGGCACGCUGACGCAACCACGUUGCUCUUCCUCAACACGAUGGCGGACCGCACCGUGCCCAGACCUGCCCAGGCUGGGACCGAGAAAAGUCGCUGACCGCCUUCCUCACCGGCACCGUUGUUUUUGUCCUCAUACCGCCUGUCAAAAGAGGAAACGCUCUCACAGACAUCCCUCCUACGGAAUAGGCUAGCAUGCGGGACGUUAUCUCCGUGGAAUAAUGUUUGCUGGGACGAAGUAGUGUAGGAAGCAAGUGAGCCGGGCUGACGCACGCGUGCCGUGCAGCAAGUUGACUGAAAUAACAAAAGUCGCGUCAACAGGGAAGGGGACAGUCGCACUCGGAUUUACGGAGGUUUGGGGGAUACUUGUUCCGGCAAAAUGAAAUUCGCGGAGCAUCUUUCAUCCCAUAUCACUCCGGAGUGGAGGAAACAGUAUCUUCAAUAUGAGGCAUUCAAGGACAUGCUGUAUGCCGCCCAGGACCAAGCACCGUCCAUAGAAGUCACAGAUGAAGACACAGUCAAGAGGUACUACGCCAAGUUUGAGGAGAAGUUCUUCCAGACCUGCGAGAAGGAGCUGCUGAAGAUCAACACGUUUUAUUCAGAAAAGCUGGCGGAGGCCCAGCGUCGCUUCGCCACGCUCCAGAAUGAGCUGCAGUCCACGCUGGACGCCCAGCGCGAGAGCAACGCCCCGGCGGGCCUGCGCAAGCGCAAGACGGUGUUCCACCUUUCGCAGGAGGAGCGCUGCAAGCACCGCAACAUCAAGGACCUGCAGCUGGCCUUCAGCGAGUUCUACCUCAGCCUCAUCCUGCUGCAGAACUACCAGAACCUGAACUUCACCGGGUUCCGUAAGAUCCUGAAGAAGCAUGACAAGAUCCUGGACACGCCCCGUGGGGCGGACUGGCGCGUGGCCCACGUGGAGGUGGCCCCCUUCUACACCUGCAAGAAGAUCACCCAGCUCAUCUCCGAGACAGAGGCCCUGGUGACAGCAGAGCUGGAGGGUGGGGAUCGCCAGAGGGCCAUGAAGAGGCUCAGAGUUCCUCCAUUGGGAGCAGCUCAACCCGCUCUGGCGUGGACAACCUUCCGCGUGGGUCUCUACUGCGGAGUCUUCAUCGUCCUCGCUGUGGCCUUCAUCCUCACCGCUGCUGUGAUCAUCAAAGACGAGAACAUCUGGCCACUGGUGAGGAUCCACCGCGGCGGCUUCCUGUUGAUCGAGUUCCUCUUCCUGUUGGGCAUCAACACCUACGGCUGGAGACACGCCGGGGUCAACCACGUCCUCAUCUUCGAGAUCAACCCGCGCAACAACCUCUCCCACCAGCACCUGUUUGAGAUCGCUGGUUUCCUGGGUGUGCUGUGGUGUACCAGCAUCCUGGCCUGCCUGUACACGUCCUCGGACUACAUCCUGCUGCCCAUGCAGGUGUACCCGCUGGUGCUGUACGGCUUCAUGCUGCUCUUCCUCAUCAACCCCCUGAAGACCUGCUACUACAAGUCCCGCUUCUGGCUCCUCAAGCUGCUGUUCCGGGUGUUCACCGCUCCGUUCCACCGGGUGGAGUUCGCAGACUUCUGGCUGGCGGACCAGCUCAACUCCCUGGUCAUCGUGCUCAUGGACCUGGAGUACCUCAUCUGCUUCUACAUCUUCGACCUGCAGUGGGGCAACAGGAAGGGCCUACUGCCCAGCGGCAAAGAUCACUUCGUGUGCCACAGCUACUCGUACGGCGUGCGGGCCGUCAUCCAGUGUCUCCCCGCCUGGGUGCGCUUCGUCCAGUGCCUCCGGCGCUACCGCGACACCAAGCGCGCCUUCCCUCACCUGGUGAACGCCGGGAAGUACUCCACCACCUUCUUCGUCGUGACCUUUGCCGCGCUCUACAGCACGCACCGAGAGCAGAAGCAUGCGGACGCGGACACCUUCUUCUACCUGCUCAUCGUCUUCUCCACCGUCAGCUCCCUGUACACGCUGGUCUGGGACCUGCGGAUGGAUUGGGGGCUGUUUGACCGCGGGGCCGGGGAGAACACCUUCCUCCGGGAAGAGAUUGUUUACCCGCACAAGGCGUACUACUACUGCGCCAUCAUCGAGGAUGUGAUCCUGCGCUUCGCUUGGACCAUCCAGAUCUCCCUCAGCACCAUCACCAGCACCCACUCCACGGGGGACAUCGUGGCCACCGUGCUCGCCCCCCUCGAGGUCUUCAGACGCUUCGUGUGGAACUUCUUCCGCCUGGAGAACGAGCACCUCAACAACUGCGGCGAGUUCCGCGCGGUGCGGGACAUCUCGGUGGCGCCGCUGAACGCCGACGACCAGACGCUGCUGGAGCAGAUGAUGGACCAGGACGAGGGCGUGAGGAACCGCACGGGCAAGAAGCCCCGCAAGAGGUCCUACAGCCUGUCUCUGCUGCGCCCCCUGCUGUCCACCUCCCAAUCCAAGAAGGACACAAAGGUGUUGAUUGAAGAUACGGAUGAUGAGGCCUUCAGCUGAGUCCAGCCAUGAGAGCCAGAUACACACAGAUACACACACAAACACACAUACACAUAUAUGCACAAAUACAAAAACACCCCCACACACACACCAACAUAUACACAGAUACACACACACACGCAUACAGUAUGUAUGCAAACACAAAUACACACGCGCACACACACACACACACACACACACACACACGCACACACGCACAUGACGCUGGUCACAGAAUACCUUGAAAGCUACGAGUCAACAACCUGCUGAAGCACAAGUAUAGUAUAAGAUAGUAAAGUUUAGCAUAGCAUAGUACUACUACAGUAUAGCAUAGUAUUUCUACAGUGGAGCGUGACUACACACAGCCAUACAGAUGAGACGUUGAAGGUUACGCGAAGAGCCGAGACCACACUGCCGCAGGAAGUUUCUGAGUAUUCUUUUGUUCUUUCUUUUUAGCUAUUUUUUUUACUUUGAGACGUUUUGUAUAUUUCUUUUAAAAAAAAGUUUCCGUAUUUUUUUUUUUUAGUUGCAGAGAUAUAUAGUAGACGGCUAUAAACGACUGUUUACAAGCAUUCUCACUAGAUCGACAGGGAUUUUAAAAGCAUAUUUAAAGGACUGAUACUCAACAAUAACACGCCUGAGGAAAGGACUCAACAAACGUUAGCAGCAUAUCAGAAAAAAUCAACUGGUUUCAACUCGUUGGUUCUUUUAUACAGCUCUUCUUUUACCUGCUGGUUGUUUUAUAAGAGUUUGGGAUUGGUUUUGUUUAUUGAGUUUUGCUGACGUCACUGAAUAGCUACGACCCUGUAUGCACUCACUGAAAAGGUGCAAUUAAUACGUAAACAAAUCGAAACAUUUACAAAAAAAAAAAGUAAUUAUGUUCUGUUCGAAACAUAUUCCUUAUCUGUAAACAAUGUUUGAUGGGUGUAUAUCUGCCCGAUGCAUCUUUGCCUGGAUAUUUUUCAUGAAUUUUCUACAGUUUAAUUAUUGUUUUAUUUUUAAUGUCUGGUCUUGUGCCAGAUCUUCAACACACAGCCAGGAGUCAAGCAACAGCCAACAAAAAAAAACUUGGAUGGUUUAUAUCAAAGUGCCCUAUGGCUAUUUAUUAUUGUAUGUGCAUCGCUAUUCUUUACUAUAUUCAUUACCAAAGCAUUGUAACCAUGAAUGUGUCUGUGGUGAGAUUCACUUAACCUGCCUGAGCUGAAUUAGGGCUUUGUGUUUUCACAAACAGGGCCAGAAUGCACUGGUGAUGAUAACGUCUGAAACACUGAAUAACUGACUUCAGCUUUGGCUCUUGUAGUCUUAAAUGGUUAAGGGCUGUCUGCCAAUCGUCAUGAAUGCUGUCAUGUAGUAAACACUGCCUCCAGAGGCCGACUGGGCUAGUCUCAGCACCUGCAGAGUCCGGGUUUAUCCAGGAUUUAUUCCUCAGUAUCCAACACAUCUUCUGUUGUCAUGUUCACUGUUGCCUAAUUUUUUUCAAAGCACUUUGUUGAAUUAUUUGAUGUGUUAUUUUGUUUCUCCCCCCCCCCAUUCUAUUCGGCACUACCUUCUAGAUUGAACUGGUUUAAAAGUAUGUUGCUGCCUCGUCCUUUGAGGCCCCUUUGCUCUCGGAGGAAAGACCGCAACUUUGAAAGGAAACGGGUAAAAUGUGUGUUUCGCGCUUUGUUUCACUUCCUGUCUGGCCCUUAUCCCUUCACUGAACUCUCAGUUCGUUGUCUGCAGCCCACCCCUGUGACUGUCUCACCGAACCACCGCCCCCGAGUGGACAGGCCGUCAGAACGGGUGCUCUAUACUCAAACAGAAAGGACUGUUUGUCUUCCGGUCCUAAUGUGAUUCUGUCUGGAUGAGAGAUGUUGUUCUAAUCUAGAGAGAUCUACCUUCCCACUGAAAAGUGUCGUAGCAUUUCAGUCCCUCCUGUUCUGUGCAGUGGCGCCAUCGUCGUAGUAAGUAGUAGGGAAGGAUUCUGUGUCUCCUAUAGGGUUAGCAUUUAGAAAAAACAACGGAUAGAUGUCCUAUCCAAGCCAAUGUAUAUAAAUGUCAUGUACUACUGAAGCUCACUCAUCUCCGCGAGAGGUUACAAUGUUGCACACCCCCACACUCCACUCGCCCCAACACACGUAGACACGCACACGCACACAUUGAUGUACACAAACACAAACGCACAUACACGUAGCCCGCAUUGCCUCACUGCGAUUGUGUUGUGCCAGAUAGUGCAAGCUUACUACCGAGUGUUUCUGUAGUAUGUUGAGUUGCCUGCAUGCUGCUUUUUUUUUGUUGUGUUCUUGCAUUGUAAAUAGAUGUUAAUUUAUUUUCCAUGAUGUGUAUAUUAACAAUCAUUGACGCCGCCGUGACAAUGAUUGCUUUCAUACGUUUGAAUGUUUUGCUAAAAAAAAAAGAAGAAGCAGUAUUUUAGGUGGAGAGGAGGAGCUUUUCUUCCAUUGUUCAUAGCCCUGCACUCUUUUCUAGCUGUAAAUCUGUCAAGACUGUGUUUGUAUACAAAAGAGAAGACAUAAAAAAAAAAAAACAGAACUUCAGAAGUGAUUCUGGAUUGUGAUUGGUUGUAUCUUGUUGGUGCUCCUCUCCAUACACCCGGGCGUCCGCCCCCAUCGUCAUCCAGGGUUUGUGGAAAAGUCGAAGACAAGAGAAGGGAGGAUUCCUGUGUGCUCAAAUCCCAAUUAUAUUAAAGUGUUCACACGUGCAUGUACUUUAAAACCACCGGGGAAAAACUAAAGGAACGUGACAUUCUGGACAAGUAGGCUCCAUCCGGCCCAUCAAGCGACCCAUUAUGUCGGUUGUUUAAAUAUCGAGCCAGUGAAAGUUGAGCACGUCCUGGUAGAAUGGUGGGCAGUAGGCCUGCAGAGUACAACCAGCAUUCCUGUAGAAACUGUUGUGAAAACAACCAACGAUUCUGGGAGGGAAUCACAAACGGAUCUGGGAACUGCAUAUAGUCCGCUGGGAAUAAUUCUGACUGACAGCAAGCUUUACUGUGAAAGCCGGGUUAAAUAGGAAUCUUUAUAUGUGCAGUGUCUUGUUAUUCAAAGACAUCUUUACAGAGGUACAGUAUGGACAACCCGCUGAAAAUAGGGGUUAUUUUGUACAGUUUUUGAUUGAUAUUUUGAUGAUAAUGAUGGAAACGCAAGCCCUGACGUCACAUUUUAUUCAUGGUUAGAAAAACAUUAUUGAAACUGCCAUGACUUAACUGUUUUUAGUGCUUGCUAACCCCCCUAAUGUAAAAGUGCUAGUUGAUAUCUCCAUGUCCCUCCCCCUUCUUUCUCUCUUGAUGUCGUAGCCUUUCUAUAAUCUAGCUGAACGUGAUUGUACAUGUAGUUCAAUAGAUGGAUGUACUACUUUGAUAAGAGGAACAAAGUAAUAGUAAAUGCAUUAUGUGGUUGCAAGUGAUUUAAACAACCUGAGACAAAAGAAAAAUAAAUGUCUUACAAGUCUAGCCAUUGUCUUGGGCCCCUUCUACGAAGUAGUUUGUAAACGUUGAGUGUAUAACACUGUACUAUGAUGGUUUUCCUGAUGGUAUUUGUAUUUCUGUAUACACUUUGGUUAUCCUGUCAUAUCUGGGUUUUAUAAACCACGCUUAUUUUUAAAACUCUCA
Gadus morhua (Atlantic cod) is the source of this 6065-nucleotide messenger RNA. It is a transcript of the gene xpr1a, whose product is annotated as xenotropic and polytropic retrovirus receptor 1a. Gene Ontology annotation, cellular component: cytoplasm; plasma membrane; Golgi apparatus. Lineage: Eukaryota; Metazoa; Chordata; Actinopteri; Gadiformes; Gadidae. The transcript has 15 exons. The record is from RefSeq and is a predicted model, not a curated record. Gene Ontology annotation, biological process: phosphate ion transport; cellular response to phosphate starvation. Gene Ontology annotation, molecular function: phosphate transmembrane transporter activity; inositol hexakisphosphate binding. Bases 395 to 2482 code for a protein of 695 amino acids.